AUGAACACCAUCGUCUUCAACAAGCUCAGCGGCGCCGUGCUUUUUGAGGACCGCGGUGUUCCGGAACGGGAACGAGGCAACCGCCCCUAUGGUGGCGUCCUGGACAGCACCCACGCCCGCCCUGAUGUGGGCAUUCCGGACGGCCCGCCCCUCAAGGACAACCUCGGCCUGAGACACCGGAGAACUGGGGCCAGGCAGAAUGGCGGGAAGGUGAGGCACAAGCGGCAGGCUCUGCAAGACAUGGCGCGGCCCCUCAAGCAGUGGCUUUACAAGCACCGUGACAACCCGUACCCCACCAAGACCGAGAAGAUCCUCUUGGCGCUCGGCUCGCAGAUGACGCUGGUGCAGGUGUCAAAUUGGUUUGCUAAUGCAAGACGUCGGCUUAAGAAUACUGUUCGACAGCCAGAUUUAAGCUGGGCUUUAAGAAUAAAAUUGUACAACAAGUAUGUUCAAGGAAAUGCUGAGCGGCUUAGUGUAAGCAGCGAUGAUUCAUGUUCUGAAGAUGGAGAAAAUCCUCCAAGAAACCACAUAAAUGAAGGGGGCUAUAAUAAUCCAGUUCACCAUCCUGUGAUUAAAAGUGAAAGCUCAGUCAUAAAAGCUGGAGUGAUCAGGCCAGAGUCACGGGCCAGUGAGGACUACGUAUCACCCCCCAAAUACAAGAGCAGCUUAUUGAAUCGUUACCUUAACGACUCUUUGAGACAUGUCAUGGCCACAAACGCUGCCAUGAUGGGAAAGACAAGGCAAAGAAACCAUUCGGGAUCUUUUAGUUCCAAUGAAUUUGAGGAAGAAUUGGUGUCUCCCUCAUCAUCAGAAACCGAAGGCAACUUUGUCUAUCGUACAGACACUCUGGAAAAUGGAUCCAAUAAGGACGACAGUGCAGCCAACAGGAAGGGACCAAGCAAGGAUGACACUUACUGGAAGGAGAUUAAUGCAGCUAUGGCAUUAACCAAUCUUGCACAGGGCAAAGACACCCUGCAGGGAACUACCAGCUGCAUCAUCCAGAAGUCGUCACAUAUAGCAGAAGUAAAGACCGUCAAAGUGCCACUGGCCCAGCCGUUUUAA
Messenger RNA from Callorhinus ursinus (northern fur seal), 1062 nucleotides. It is a transcript of the gene MKX, whose product is annotated as mohawk homeobox. Gene Ontology annotation, biological process: regulation of transcription by RNA polymerase II; muscle organ development; cell development. The record is from RefSeq and is a predicted model, not a curated record. Gene Ontology annotation, cellular component: nucleus. NCBI's taxonomy places the organism in Eukaryota, Metazoa, Chordata, Mammalia, Carnivora, Otariidae. Gene Ontology annotation, molecular function: DNA-binding transcription factor activity, RNA polymerase II-specific; RNA polymerase II cis-regulatory region sequence-specific DNA binding.